AUGUGCGGCGAGGGGGGGAAGCUAGCGCGCACCGACGCGGAGGUGGCGCGCGAGACAGUGGCGCGGCUGGCGCGAGAGAAGGCCGAGGCGGAGCGGCGGCGAGAGGAGGCGGAGAGGCGGAGGGCAGCGGAGGAGAUUGGGCGGUUGAGGGCGGCUCUGGCGGAGGCUGAGCAGCUCGGAGCAGUGGCGCGCACAGGCGGAACGAUGGCAGGUGGAAGUGGCUCGGUUGAGAGGAGACGAGGCGGAAGGAGUGCGCGGGCAGGCGAUGGAAGAGGGCGUGGCGUGGCGAGAGGAGGAAGGUGCACGGGAGGACGCGGCGGAGGGUGCAGGAGGCGCGGGGGGCAGUGGUGGUGGGAAGGACGGUGGAGAGGAGGGGACAGGCGAGGCAGAGAGCGAGGCAUGUGGGCAGUGGCGGGUGCAGGGGACUCAAGGCGGGCUGUUGGACGUGGGAGGUGGAGAGGAUGGUGCGAGUGCAGUGCUGCAGAGGGGGCUUGGGGGAGAGCGAGGGCGAGGCCGCUGGAUGUUGUCAUGCGGUUGAGGCGGGUGAUGCAGGGGUGGGGAAUGGGCAAGCACAUGGGGGCGGGAAAGAAGAGAUCGUGCGCACAAGGGAGGUUGCGAGAGGGGCAGAGGCCGCGCAGGAAGGGAGGGGUGGGAGCAGGAGAGGAGAGAGCGGCAGCUUGUGUGGUGGAGAGGGAGGAGAGGAAAGAGCGAGGGGGAGUCGGGGGUAGGUGUGUUGGAAAAGGACGGAGUGGAGGGGCGAGAUGGGAGGAGCAGGGCGAGCAGGGGGGUCAGGAGUGUGCGGUAGAGCCGUGGCAGUACUGGCAGGGCGUGGACAAGUGGGGGGGGAAGGCGAGAGCAUGGAGGGAGAAGUGUUGCCAGGACGUGGCGAAUGGCGAGGAGAGGGUGGGGGAAGCAGAGGGAAACGCAGUGAGCGCGGGCCAGGGGAGCGAUGGAGGAGGAGGUGACAACGGAGGCAGGCACGGGGCAGGGAGGGGCGUGGUGGAGACAGUUGGGAAGGAGCAUGUGGCGAGGGAGGAUGCGUGCUGGGACUCGGGAGGGGAGGGCGUGUGUGCGUUGCUGGAUGGGGAGCGAGAGGAAACAGAGGAUGUGGACACGAGGGAGGAGCAGCGCUGGGAAAGGGCGAGGGGUGUAGAGACGGAAUGA
This is a messenger RNA of Closterium sp. Yama58-4, 1164 nucleotides long. Lineage: Eukaryota; Viridiplantae; Streptophyta; Zygnematophyceae; Desmidiales; Closteriaceae. The record is from the annotation of a GenBank genome assembly.